AUGAAGCUAUUAAAACUUAGGCGGAACAUCGUAAAACUCUCUUUGUAUCGACAUUUCACCAACACACUUAUCUUAGCAGUGGCAGCAUCUAUUGUGUUUAUCAUCUGGACAACCAUGAAGUUCAGGAUAGUGACUUGUCAGUCGGAUUGGCGGGAGCUGUGGGUGGAUGACGCCAUCUGGCGAUUGCUGUUCUCCAUGAUCCUCUUUGUCAUCAUGGUUCUCUGGCGACCAUCCGCGAAUAACCAAAGGUUUGCCUUUUCACCAUUGUCUGAGGAAGAGGAGGAGGAUGAACAAAAGGAACCUAUGCUGAAAGAAAGCUUUGAAGGAAUGAAAAUGAGAAGUACCAAACAAGAACCAAAUGGAAAUAGUAAAGUAAAUAAAGCACAGGAAGAUGAUUUAAAGUGGGUAGAAGAAAAUGUUCCUUCUUCUGUGACAGAUGUAGCACUUCCUGCCCUUCUGGAUUCAGAUGAGGAACGAAUGAUCACGCACUUCGAAAGGUCCAAAAUGGAGUAA
This is a messenger RNA of Rangifer tarandus platyrhynchus (Svalbard reindeer), 513 nucleotides long. The record is from the annotation of a GenBank genome assembly. Lineage: Eukaryota; Metazoa; Chordata; Mammalia; Artiodactyla; Cervidae.